This is a messenger RNA of Neohortaea acidophila, 1302 nucleotides long. RefSeq lists its product as uncharacterized. The transcript has a single exon. Gene Ontology annotation, molecular function: pantoate-beta-alanine ligase activity. The record is from RefSeq and is a predicted model, not a curated record. Bases 183 to 1301 code for a protein of 372 amino acids. Gene Ontology annotation, biological process: pantothenate biosynthetic process. Lineage: Eukaryota; Fungi; Ascomycota; Dothideomycetes; Mycosphaerellales; Teratosphaeriaceae.
UUACUUCCGCGUAAACAACCUCCUCCCAUGCCCAAGAUGAGGACACAAAAUCGGUCAAGAUGACUCCUCCCAUUCUCUUCUCAAAGAGUCGCUCGGAACUUCAUCAGUAAUCUCGCUGCACCCGCAACCUCUUUCGUUUUGGAUAGAACUCGACUCGGCCUUACAGUCCAUUGAGAUCGGCAAUGGCCAGCAGACUCGCCCACCGGCACAUCGCCCUGCAAUGGAGCUACAGAAUAUCAUCACAACCAUCCACAUCGCAAACCAGGCCUGCACGGAUCUUCGCUCGAUGCAUUCACAUCUUCCGAGACAUUCCUCCACUCCGCCAACAUAGACGCCAACUCCUCCUCAACGGCGACACACUCGGCUUCGUCCCCACCCUCGGCGCCCUGCACCACGGCCACCUCUGCCUAAUCCGCGCCGCAGCAGCAGAAAACAGCAAAGUCAUCGUCUCCAUCUACCUCAACCCCACCCAAUUCGGCGUGACCGAAGACCUCAACAGCUACCCCAAAACCUGGGACACGGACGUCGCGCAGCUGCGCGCCCUCGACGCCGAACUCGCCCGCACGCAUGGCGCAGGCCGCAUCGAAGCCAUUUUCGCCCCGACGACCAAGGCAAUGUACCCCACCUCACCGCCGGACUCGACCAUCCCUGGCGUGGGCUCUUUCAUCACCCUCACGCCCCUCGGCACGCUGCUCGAAGGCGCCAGCCGACCCGUCUUCUUCCGCGGCGUCGCGACGGUGUGCAUGAAGCUCUUCAACAUCGUGCAGCCGGAGCGCGUCUACUUUGGGCAAAAAGACGUGCAGCAGACGGUGGUGAUCCGGCGCCUGGUCACCGACUUCCACCUCGACACGCUCGUGCGCGUGUGUCCUACCGAGCGCGAGCCCGACGGUCUCGCGAUGAGCAGUCGCAAUGUGUACAUGGGGCAGCGCAGGCGGAAGGUCAGCGUGGUGCUUUCGCAGGCUUUGCGGGCGGCCGAGGCGGCGUAUGGGAUGGGCAGGCGCGAGAGGGGGGAUAUCCUGGCUUUGGCGUGGGAUGUGGCGAAUCGGAUGGUCAUGGAGCAGGAGGCUCUCGGGGAGGCGGAGAGGGCAGGGAUUGAGGUUGACUAUUUCUCCCUGGCGGACCCGGACUCGAUGGAGGAGGUGGAGGUUGUUGAUGGAGAGAGAGGAGCGGUGCUCAGCUGUGCGAUCAAAAUGUUGCCAUUGGAGGUGACGAAACCGGGGGAGGUACUUGGACUGGGAGAGGACAAAGUGCCGGUGCGGCUCAUAGACAACAUUAUUCUCCAGCCUCAGCGGCCAUCAUGAG